AUGGAAAAUGUCUUGAAAUACCCUCUCAGACUGUUGGACAACUAUCCAAGACACCUAUUAUCCGGUUUGCUAUAUAAUACAUCGGGAUUUCUCUUUUGGAUUGUGGUACCUUUGUUGUUUAAUGAACAAGGUGCAUCUGCUAUCGAGCUAGCGCUUUUGCAAACGAUUUGCUUUGUCAUCUUUGCUGCACUUGCUCCUUUUGGUGGGAAAAUAUCAGACCUAAUAAGUCCAUUUAUAGUGGUCAGAAUUUCGUUGGUUCUUCUAACAAUAGGCGAAGCAAUUGUUGCAAUUUGGCCAACGAACAAAGCUGCUAUUUACAUUUCUUGUGCGUUCUGGGCAUUCUCUGCAUUCCUCUUUUGGCCAGCCGCGGUUGGUACUGUUGGGAAGGAAUCUAAACCUGGAAAGGAAGCAAGAAACAGUGGGCUUUUUGCAGUCUCGUGGUCGUUUGGUAAGUCAAUUGGAUAUGUUGUGGGUGGUUCGUUAAAAGCAGCCUUGGGGGCAAGCACUUCGUUGUACAUUUCCAUUGGAAUAAACGCACUUAUUUUUCUUGUCUACCCGUAUACGCAUGUAAAGUGGUUGAAAGACAAACUCAUUGAAGAGAAACAAAAGAAACAACAAAUGGAAGAAGAACUCAAAGAUGAGGAGAACGUGAAUAACAAGGAGAAAGAUAGCAACGGUGUUGAUAUAAAAAUUGAAAAUAAUGAUGUUGUAAUACCCAACGAAAUGGCUAAAGAAUUGGGUAUUCCAAAAAUAGAAAAACCCUUAAAAUCUGAAACUAAAAUGACUGGAAAAGUGAAAUGGACUGAAGAACAGCUAAAAAACAAGACAUACAUAUUUCUGGGGUAUAUCAUGCAACUUGGGGUGUUUGGUUCAUCAUCUAUACUCACUAACCAAUACAUCAAAGUCGCAGACGCAAAGUCGAUUGGCAUUCCAAUUGGAGGAGAUCCAGAAGACAAUUUUGUCGCUUGGAACUUUUUUAUUUUAUACUUUUCUCAAACGUUGACUUUUAUCGCAAUGAGUAUCACUGAUAAAUGGACGUACCACAGAUCGCUCAUUUUGGCAGCAAUGACGAUCUUCAUGAUGUACCUUACUGUACUUGUACUGGUGUUUAAUCCAUAUGUCAUUUUUGUCGCAUCGUUUUUCGCUGGCAUUGCGACAGGGUUCUCUUAUCAAACGUCCACCUACUACAGUCUCAAAGCAAAUGACAAGUCAAAAAGUUUGUUUGUGGGUUUUAAUGAAGGCGUUGCUGCUUUGUCUAAUGCUUUACUUCCGCUUUUUGCUGCUUUGCUCUCUGAGUCGUUUGGUGUAUUUUCUACGAUUUAUCUUGCAAUCGCUGUGGUUUUGUUUUGUCUUGUGAUCAUUCAAAUAGUGUAUCAUAUCGCAAGUAGAGUCAAUGCGUCGAGACAGUCUAAAAGAAAUGGUACAAUCACCUUGCAUAGAACCGAAAACUCCAAUGAAGAAGUUGCCAACAAAACUGAUAUUACAAUUAAAGAGGAGAAGAGUAGCAAGUCGAGUAGUGACUCGACGCCUCUUUAA
Messenger RNA from Entamoeba invadens IP1, 1536 nucleotides. RefSeq lists its product as hypothetical. Bases 1 to 1536 code for a protein of 511 amino acids. Gene Ontology annotation, molecular function: transmembrane transporter activity. The record is from RefSeq and is a predicted model, not a curated record. The transcript has 2 exons. Lineage: Eukaryota; Evosea; Mastigamoebida; Endamoebidae. Gene Ontology annotation, biological process: transmembrane transport.